This is a messenger RNA of Penicillium arizonense, 618 nucleotides long. RefSeq lists its product as uncharacterized. The record is from RefSeq and is a predicted model, not a curated record. Gene Ontology annotation, molecular function: transmembrane transporter activity. The transcript is spliced from 3 exons. NCBI's taxonomy places the organism in Eukaryota, Fungi, Ascomycota, Eurotiomycetes, Eurotiales, Aspergillaceae. Gene Ontology annotation, biological process: transmembrane transport. The coding region runs from base 1 to 618 and encodes 205 amino acids.
AUGGGCACCACAGCCGCAACGGCUUUCUCACAGGUUUACCAUUUUGCAACCUGGCAAGUGGGAAUGGUUUGGAUUGCAGGCAUUGUGGGUAACAUUCUAGGAGUACCCUUUGGUGGUUAUUUCUCGGAUUGGGUAGCCAACCGCGCAACCACGAAGAAUGGCGGAGUCCGCGAGCCAGAGAUGCGUCUUCCCGCCGUGAGCGUCGCUAUGAUUACCUAUCCUGCAGCACUUCUUCUCUACGGCCUGGGGAUCAAUUACAAAGCGCAUUGGAUGGUGCCUAUAUCGGGCAUAUUCUUGUUUUCGUUUGGAAGUAGUGCUGCGAUCGGCAUUAGUGUGGUCUAUACAAUCGACUGUUACAGGCCGAUUGCUGAGGAGGUUGUGGUGAGCCAAGUUGCCUUCAAAUCCAUCAUCACGUUCCUCAUGUCCUUCUACGCUAACCCAUGGGUCAAUCGUGACGGCUAUGCAGGAGCAUUUAGUGCCAUGGCAGCGCUGAGUUUCGUCGUCUUGGCUAUGUGGAUUCCCUUGUACAUCUGGGGUAAGCGAAUUCGCCGUGCUACUCUCAAAGGGCGUGUCAUGCGAUACGUCCACUGGGCUGUGGACCGAGAAACUGGCGAGUAG